This is a messenger RNA of Centropristis striata (black sea bass), 1908 nucleotides long. RefSeq names its product atrial natriuretic peptide receptor 1. The transcript has 6 exons. The record is from RefSeq and is a predicted model, not a curated record. Gene Ontology annotation, biological process: receptor guanylyl cyclase signaling pathway; cGMP biosynthetic process; intracellular signal transduction. NCBI's taxonomy places the organism in Eukaryota, Metazoa, Chordata, Actinopteri, Perciformes, Serranidae. Bases 171 to 1379 code for a protein of 402 amino acids. Gene Ontology annotation, molecular function: guanylate cyclase activity; peptide receptor activity.
ACAGAACAAGUGAAAAUAGUACUUCUGCUUACUCCCUGGCCAUUGAAAGACUUCUUGAGAUCUGGGGUACCUUAGAAGAUACUUUGGUCAAAGUGAAACAGAACUCUUACUGGAGAGAUGUACUGUCUGCAAGACUUCUGAUAACAUUCACAGAGCUCAACCAUCAGUUGAUGGACUUCCCCCACAUAGCAACUCACACUGACUUCCAGUACAAGUGGACUUAUGUACUAAGCUACCUCGGCUUCGCCAGGGUUAUGACAGAACCACUUAAUGACUGCUGGUUAGAGAACAUUGACCUCAAGUUAAACUCAAGCCAGCAUGUAAAACAUCCUUAUAUCUUUGAGACGAGCCUGUGGCAGAUCUCUGGAGCAGAGACAGAGCUUCUGUCUGGGUCUCACGCUGGAAUUCAGGCUUUGGCAGACACUCAGCAGUGUUUGUUUGAUCGCGUGGUGCCGGCUCUCAGGUUGGCGUCUCGAUCCGUGUCUUCGGGCCUCAGUAUGAGGGUCUGCCUGCUGGCCAUAGCCUGCCUCAUCUACCCGGUGGUGAUGUUCUCGUUCAAGCAGAUGACCGAAUGGAUACAGAACUACGCCAAGAGCUUGAAGGAGAAGACAGAGGAUCUGAAGCGCCAGAGGCAGCUGGCGGAGGAUCUGCUGCAUCAAAUGCUGCCCAAGUCGGUCGCCAAGCAGCUCCGUCAGCAUAAACAUGUCGAGGCAGAGAGCUAUGAAAAGGUGACUAUUUUUUUCUCAGAUAUCGUGGGCUUCACCUCUAUCUCUGCAUCCUGUGCUCCUCUGCAAGUGGUGGAAAUGCUUAACAACCUCUAUAUGUGCUUUGACACACGCAUCGACUCCUAUGAUGUCUACAAGGUGGAGACGAUUGGAGAUGCAUACAUGGUGGUGAGCGGUCUGCCUGAGAGGAAUGGGGAUAGACAUGCUGAUGAGAUUGCCAAGAUGUCGUUGGAUCUGGUAGCAGCUGUCAGACAGGUCUCCAUCCCUCACAUGCCCAACCACAGGCUGCAGCUCCGAGCCGGCAUCCAUACAGGUCCAUGUGUGGCGGGAAUAGUGGGCUACAAGAUGCCAAGAUACUGUCUGUUUGGAGAUACUGUCAACACAGCUUCUAGAAUGGAGUCAACUAGCUUGCCUCAGAAAAUCCACGCCAGUUCAGAAACCUACUUGGCUCUGACGAAAGACAACGCCUACGAGUUUCACCUUCGUGGAGAGAUUGACGUUAAGGGUAAAGGCAAAAUGAGCACAUAUUGGUUGGUUGGCCAUAAGAACUACAGUGUACAAAAUGACAGUCUGGUCUGCCACUGGAAUCCCAGCAAGGCCAGAAAGAAGAAGACGGUGGCAGGCAGUGAAGGCUCUGUGGGCGCUGUGAGUUAACUGUUUAGGUUUCCCAUAUGUUUACCAUUGGGGUGCCAUAUUGCCUGUCAGAACGUCUGUCCCCGUCCUCUAGCUGUUUCCCGUCAUAUUUAAGAAUUAUGGCCUACGUUUGCUUUCUGUGCUUGAAAUCACAGACUGUCUGCCUGUUUUUGUAAUUCCCUACUUUGCCUUUUGUCUUGGAUUUUUCAUUUUUUCUUUAACUGCAUAGUUAACUUUUUUGUACUGCAUGUUGUUCAUUUUCUGUGAAUACUUGGGUUCUCAUGAUUAUGUUAUUUUGCACGUCCAUGUAUUUUUGUAAGGUUCAUCUAUUUUUUUGUGCUCUGGAUAUGUUUGGUAUGUUUAAUGUCAUAUGGGUGUGACUGUAAUUACCCGUUUAUGACUUGUACUUGUGUUCACAUCAAGUUGUAAUGAUCCCUGGAAACUUUUUCUGAAAGCUCUGAUCCAACUUCAAAAAGUGCCCUAACCUAAACCAAUAUGGCCCCCCACUGUCAGCCAUGUCAUUCAAAGUAAUAAAUGCAAGUUCAAUGGA